CACGACACGUUUGGGUGGCGGUCACUGCAUUUAGAUAUCGUCUUGCGAAAUUGCGGGCAUGAAACUCACUGGUUUAGAUCUGCGGACUUAAAUCGUGUUUUGAGAUGUCCGGGUUACAGUCCUCCAACACUACAAGCACUGGUCUCCCGAACUCUGAUUAUGAAUGGAGGUACGAAUAUUACGACGACGAAGAGCCCGUGUCUUUUGAGGGUCUCAAAGCGCACCGAUAUUCCAUUGUGAUCGGCUUCUGGGUGGGCCUUGCAGUCUUCGUUAUUUUCAUGUUCUUUGUUUUGACUCUUCUGACCAAGACUGGAGCCCCACAUCCAGAGAGCGCAGAGCCUUGCGAGAAGCACAUACGUCUCACCCACUGCCUGGAGGAUUUAAAUCGCCCCCAUGACCUUGAAAACAAAACGUGCCUCUCGCGUCCCUUGCUGGAGGAAUCGCGUUCACUCUUUCACUGCUACGUGGAUGAGGAGGAACAGGGCGGGGGCGGGGUCCUGAGCGGGGCCAGAAGGAGCCGAGACCAGCAAGCCGGCGCUCGUUCCACCGCUCCUGACGAGACGGUGGGCCUGGUUCUCCAGAGCGCGGAGACAGAGAACAGGACGGACAGGGAAGCCGCUUUCUUGGCCCAUUUUAACAUCCCCAACUUCGUGAACUCUGAAUUGAGCUCCACUCUGGGUGAUGACGACCUGUUAUUGGGAGAGCCACCCAUUAUCAUGGACAGUGAAUCGUACCCUCGUAGUAACAGUCACGUUAUUGACUAAAGGCCACCUCCGUCUUGGCUUUGACUGCGUGGACACAACAUUUGUCAAGCCUAGAACGGUUCAGGAUUGCAUUUCUUCCUGCGUAUGCAUGGCCUUUACAUUUGGUGACGAUACAGCUCCUGGCCAAGGUGGUAGAUGCCAAACAAGUCCCCGGAGAGCACAACACUACCAACUAUCUGACUGCCUGAAGUGAUUCCAGGUUUGAGUGGACCCUUAAGCUUCGAAAGACUCAUAUAAGAGAUUCUGCUGUUCACUGGGGCAUAAUGGUCUUAGUUCCACUCUUAGACUAAAGGAUUUAAGAGAUGAAACUGACUGUCUGCAUUUGGCAAACCAAAGGGAUUUAGCAUCCCCAAGUUUUUAGUGAGAGAAAGCAGAUUCGGAUAUAAAGGAGUCAGCAGUGAGGAGCUGAUGUGAGAUGAGGUUUAAUAAAACAAAUCAGGGUCUGGGAGUACCUGUGCAAAUCUGUUAAUAAUAUCUGCAUUAGCGAGCAGUAUGUGCGUGUACGUGACCACAAUAACCGGAGCAUGUCUGCUCACAAUCUCAUUACUACACUGCUUGAGAGUUUCAACCUGACAAAUGAUUUUCAGGAAAUAAAAAUAAGACUAAUGAUGUCUGUUAUGCUGAGGCUGAGGGCAUGUGUAUAAAGUAUAUAGAGAUUCAGUCACUCAGGCUGUGCAGAGGCAAUAACACAGCCUUAUUCACGCCUUUCUUUAUUUUCAGAAGAUGCUGGAGGACUUCAGAAUACUGCUUCACACCUUUUUUUCUCAACAACAUGUUUACCCUGUUUAUUGUUAAAGUGACAGCUUAUUAUUUUGACCCCCGCCCUCCCCCAGCAGGAGUUUUUUUGUGUAUAUAAAAUAUGACAGACAAGAUAAUUCAAUGUCUGGUAUUUAUUUUAAUAAGGUCUGCAGUAUACAACUGCACAUGAACAUGUUACAAUAUAAUAUUAAUUAUGAACAUACAAAACAUCACAGACUCAUUUGCAUAAAUAUUAACUGUGGAUUCCUGAUUAAGUCUCG
Chanos chanos (milkfish) is the source of this 1783-nucleotide messenger RNA. RefSeq names its product melanocortin 2 receptor accessory protein 2a (gene mrap2a). The transcript is spliced from 4 exons. NCBI's taxonomy places the organism in Eukaryota, Metazoa, Chordata, Actinopteri, Gonorynchiformes, Chanidae. Gene Ontology annotation, biological process: regulation of adenylate cyclase-activating G protein-coupled receptor signaling pathway; protein localization to plasma membrane. Bases 105 to 764 code for a protein of 219 amino acids. Gene Ontology annotation, cellular component: plasma membrane; endoplasmic reticulum. The record is from RefSeq and is a predicted model, not a curated record. Gene Ontology annotation, molecular function: type 3 melanocortin receptor binding; type 4 melanocortin receptor binding; signaling receptor regulator activity.